Ceutorhynchus assimilis (cabbage seed weevil) is the source of this 1516-nucleotide messenger RNA. The record is from the annotation of a GenBank genome assembly. Lineage: Eukaryota; Metazoa; Arthropoda; Insecta; Coleoptera; Curculionidae.
CUCACAAGCCCCUUGCAGCUUCAACAAGCACAUCCUAGCCUAGCAGCAGAACUCAUCAAAUUGGCAAUUUCCACGAGCCUUACCACAAACUGCUACUAGUUCCAGCACUGCUGCAAUCAUGAAUGCUAGCGUACUAAUUCUUAUUGCUGUAGCUAUUUUAACCUUAAGUUACAACGUCCAUUCCAUGGCAAUAACCGAGCCAUGGAUAUGUACGCCUUGUUCGUCACAGGAGGAGUGCGACAGGAACCCUCCAAAUCUCUGCGUAUGGGGUGAAGCCCGAGACGCCUGCAAUAGGCGGAUCUGCGCAAAGGGACCUGAUGAGCGUUGCGGGGGUACCUACAAUGUCUUGGGAAUUUGUGGAGAAGGUAUGAUGUGCAAAUCAGACGAAAGAUGCCACGGUUGCUCGAUUCAGACCAUGGAAUGCUCCAAACGUUACUAGAAACAGUAUUAAAAAAAAUAGUGGCGUGACUUUGAUUUAUGUUUCUGAGUAUUCCGUUAUUUUUGUUUUUCAUCCAUAUUAAGGUGCGUGCACACUAAGCAAACGAACACCAAAUGGGAAAUUUUUGUUUCCUUUUGCUGUUCAUUCAAAGAAACAAACAUCAACUUGAACGUUCACUGAAAACUCCCGUUGACUCUGGAUACCGUUGUGUGCGUUCUGGAUUCAAAGUUUGCCGCUUGGUGUAUACGCGGCUUCAUACAAAAAAAAAGACAAUUUUUUCAUAUCGAAUUUAUUUGCUUGUGAUUUUAGACUAAGAUUAUUUAUUUAAUUAGCUUCGGUAAUUUUGUAUUACAUAAUUUCUGUGAUUAUUUUACAGUUUAAAUUUAAGUUUGUUUAUAUUUAUUUGUAAAUUUUAUAAAGUUAAAGAUAAAUUUGUGAUAUAUAAUAAGUAUAUUAUAGAGUAAGUACAAAAUAACAAACUCAAAAUGUUAUAGAAUAAUUAUUAUUACAUAACAUGUUUUUAAUUAUUAUUCCAAAGUCACCAUGAAUAUUUUCUAUAAAAAAUCUUAGGCAGCUAAUAAGAAAUUUAUUUUCAAUUUGGACAUAGAUAAGGGCAAAUGAAUAAUGAUCUCUUUUUAUUAUCUAUAUAGACUAGAAUAUCUGUUAAAUAAAUAUUGUUGUUGUUUGUUCAUUAUUGAUAACAACAAUUAUAUUUUUUAUUAUGAAAAAAUUGAUCACCAUAUUAUAAGAUGCAUUUUUUUAAGUAGUAACUAUUUAGGAGGUAAAAUUGUUUUUGUUAAAAAAUGUGAUAUUUUACUUUGGAAAAAUGCAUUUAUUUUAUAUUGUAAAUUUUUGUAUAAUUUCAUUUUGGGGUUGCGCCACAAAAAAAAGACGACCAAUGCUGAAAACAAAUCUGAUCCGAUGACAAAACAUUGAAUAAAUCUAAUCCAGCAAGAUAAUAUUCUAUAAGCGCUUAAGUUAUCUAUUGCUGGAUGAUGUUUAUUCGACCCCAUAUAAUAUACACAAAUGUAUAUUGAAUAUGACACUGAGUAACUGAAUAAAAAGCAAAUUUUUGAA